Mucor mucedo is the source of this 297-nucleotide messenger RNA. RefSeq lists its product as uncharacterized. The record is from RefSeq and is a predicted model, not a curated record. The transcript has a single exon. NCBI's taxonomy places the organism in Eukaryota, Fungi, Mucoromycota, Mucoromycetes, Mucorales, Mucoraceae. The annotation marks the transcript as partial.
UUUUUUUAUGAAGAUGGACAAGACAACAUUCAUAAUGAGAAAGGAGAAAUCGUUUACAAUCCGGUGGAGGAUGUUCUUAUACAAAUUGAUGAUCCGAUUUUAAUUCCUAAAACAGCUACUAGCCAGAAAACCUAUUUAAGUGUUAAACGCCUGGAGAAAACUGUUGAAGAGUCUUCACCUAAAAAGCAACAGAAGACUAAGGUACCAGAUUUGGAUAGAUUAUACAAAAACUAUAGGGACUUUACUAGAGAGACGUUUAUGUGUCGUAUGAUUGAAAAGUCUAAAGAACGUGGGUUG